AAACACGAACAUCUAUUCACAGAUGUCAGUAUUUUCUAAGAAAAGAUGUGUGUUCUUAUUACUAUUUUACUACUUGCUACUUGUGAUCUAUCUACAUCAACUGAAAUUUAUAAUAGAGAAAAUAAUAGAUUACAAAUAGGUUUCCAAAAUGCUAAAUUUUUUCUGGAGAUACAAGAUUGGCUGUUUAAAUUGAAAAACCAAAUUCACGAACGAUUAUUUGGAUUAACAACUACGUCAGCGCCUCCUUUGACAAUUGAAAUAUUAAACAUAGAUAAGUUUGAAUUACAAAAGGCAAUAAAAAAUCAUGGAUGGCAUCUGUUAAAUUUAUCCAUCUUAUCUUUUGACCCUAAUCAAGACUGGGGAUUCCGUAUUGGUGACUGGUAUUUUAUACAAAAAGGAUUUAAUCACAAUGGAUAUGAAGAUAGUUCUAAUGAAUUAAAUUUUCAAACGCCAAGUACCAUUGAGCCAAAAGACACGACUAAAAUAGAGACUGAACAGAUUUUUGACUUUACAAAUGCUCCAGAAGUUACGGAAUCAUCGCAAACGAUUUCAUCUAUAACCACACCUGUGACGCAACAAAUUGAUCCGCAAACAACGAUACGAAACACUGAACAGAUUGAUUCUUCCGAGAGCUCAUUAUUAACAAUGAAAGGGUUGGAAGAGAGUGAAACCGAUAGCGACUUUGUUCACAAAGGGUCUGUAGAAGUUCUUAUGAGAUAAUAUAAUAUUUUAUGUCAACACAUAACAACAUCUCGUAAUUUCUUUAAAUCCGGCAUUUUUAUUAAAUUGGCCAUUUUUAUAUGAAAAUAUACAUUCAUGUUAUUAGAAUAUGUUUGUAUAUCAUACAAUGUUCUCACAGUGCUUAUAGAUAAAAUGUUAUAUAAACAGUGAGGUAUAAUAGAAAAGGGUACUAAAAUGAAAUGUUUCCAUCGAGAAGAGUACACUUUUAUUCCAUAAAAUUUAUUAUAAUUAUCUGGGGCAAUAAAUGAUUAUAAUAAUUUUUACGUCCCUGUUGAACAAAUCGUGGCCCUUCAUGAUGUCUUAUGGAUUUACUGUAAUAAAAAAAAAAAAAAAAUGUCAGUAAAAUGUUCAAUUUCAACAUUAAUUACCAUUACACCCCACACAUGCAAAAAUGUUCUACUUCUACUAGAAGCAUGAAUCAGAAUAACAAUAAAUACAUAUUACUACUGUAGGAGAUCUUCAAUAUAGGAUUAAGUGUUCUUAUUUUACUUAGUUCUCUAAUGUCUUUUUAUCUUGCACUUAUUCUUAAAUAAUGAUAAUACAAGUAAUAUAUACAUAAGAUAUAUCUUUUAGACAUUACUGAAAUAUAAUAUGUAAGAUUCUGUUAAAUGUCCCCAAAAUUUUAAGGCAAAGAGUUAAUAAUAACUUUAAUUGUAUCAAAACUAAUAAUUCUAUAAUAAACUACAGUUAAAAAUAGUUAACACAUGAUUGGAAAAUAUAUGGACAAUUUUUAAUUCUAAAUUAUUCUACGAGAAAUUAAUAAGAAUGUGGGAAGAGAAGCAAAUGUUACAAUACAUGAAAUAUACAGGAAUCCAAUUAAACUAUACUACAGGAAUUCAAUUAAAAUUCAUAUUACAUAAGGAAGAUCACAACAUAGAAUAUAUUUAACCAAA
This is a messenger RNA of Bombus terrestris (buff-tailed bumblebee), 1634 nucleotides long. RefSeq lists its product as uncharacterized. The record is from RefSeq and is a predicted model, not a curated record. The transcript has 3 exons. Lineage: Eukaryota; Metazoa; Arthropoda; Insecta; Hymenoptera; Apidae. The coding region runs from base 46 to 720 and encodes 224 amino acids.